This is a messenger RNA of Cyclocybe aegerita, 2280 nucleotides long. The record is from the annotation of a GenBank genome assembly. NCBI's taxonomy places the organism in Eukaryota, Fungi, Basidiomycota, Agaricomycetes, Agaricales, Hemipholiotaceae.
UGUCGACGUCCGGCCAUAAUGCCGCAAAUGCUCGGAAUACCUUGGGCCAGCCAACUGCCAAUGGAACGAAGGCGAAGACGGCCUUGGUGCCGACGAACAACGUUACAACCAUGGAGGGCCUAACAGUCCGAACGCGCAUUGACCCGACUCUAACGGUGGACGAUGUGAUGAAGCAGCUGUGCAUCAGUCUGGAGAUCAAGCAACCGCCUUCAAACUUCGCAUUGAGGGACGAGACGGAUGAGCUGGUGACGAAUGAUAACUUGAGGAAGAAAAUAAAGAAUAAGGUUAACCUGAAGUUGGUAAAUGCACCGGCUCGUGAGGCAAGAGAGACCGCCGAGAAACUGGGCAACAGAAGCGACCGUAACUUGAGGUUGACGCUCUUUUCCUUGCACAAGUUCAUACGUGAGGAGGAAUUCGCGCGCGAAUUUCUUGAUCACAAUGGGCUGAACGAGUUGGUCGAUGUCAUUUUCAACACCCAUGGAAACACACUGGCUGACGCUUUGACGGCGAUGCAAAAUUUGAUGGAACUUGAAUACGGGUGGGAGACCUUGACCGACGCUUUCAUCCUAAGAGUUGUUCAAAUCCUCUCAUCCCCGCAAUCCUUGAUCAACGUCUGCCGGCCGGCCACGGCGAUCCUGAAGAAACUCGUCGAGGCCGAUCCGAUGAGUGCCGCUGGACCACAAGUCGCUAGCUCAAGUCGUGGACCUCCGACUGCUCAACCGGGUUCGAUAUACCGUUAUGGGUUCCAGGUCGUGUUCGAGCAGAUGAGAAAGGAGCGUGGGUUGUUGGAGACUGUGGUAAACCGGCUGGGAAGUGCGGAUACGGCCAUGGCGCAAUACAGGAUGAUGCUGAUCAAUUCUCUGCUUUCUCAUGCGAGCGAUGCGCGAUGGGAAGAGUUUAUUUCAGAGUUGGAGCGGUUAAAUGUUCGAAAGGCGGUUGUGGGGUUGAUGUCCCUUCACACCAUCGAAGACUUGACCUCAUGCAUCCUUGACUUCCAAGCAAACAUCGUCAGAGUCACCUAUCGGAAGAAGACAACCAUCGUCGAUCCGGAGGCGGAGGAGGCACACGCCACAGCCUUGAAUGUCAUAUGGGCACAUAGCAAACUGGAACAGGAAGUGGAUGAGAAGGGAGAAGUGUUGAAAUGGCGUAAACUUGGGUUCGAAACGGAAGACAUCGUCCAGGAAUUCAGUGAAGUGGGGUUACUUGGUUUGGAAUGCUUGGAACGGUUUGUUGAGAGUGAUCCGGACUUUUCAAAAGUUAUUCUUGAACAGUUAAGCCGGCCUGCUGAGCGCAGAUGCACGCUGGCGAAAGCAUCAAAUGAGGUAGUCGAGUUGCUAUCAGAGCAUUGGGCAAUCUUUGCUCCCGGUUGUUCAACAUCGACCACCUUCCAACCUUUCUUCCUUGACUUCCAUAAAGUUCAUUCACUGGCAAUGCAUUUCUUCAUGCGUAUGUGGAGCGAGAGUGGGGCAGCGACAGACGACUUCACGCGUGUCGUCGCCCUAGUCCGGAGUCAGGUGAAGGUGGCUCUCAGAAGAGAAAACGUCAGACCGUGGCAUGAAGUUGAACAAGAAUUCAUGGAAUGCGAAUACCGUGCCGUCAGAGAUCGACAAAUGAAGGAACUUGAGCUUGAAGAUGAUCUGUUGAGCAAGGUCCCCGUCCGGAAUCUCCGUGCCAAACUCUACAAGGAAUCAUACGAGUUCGUGCGGCAGCAGAGAAUACAGUGCCUCCUCCAAGGAGCGUGGUUUGUCAACGCCAUUCCUCAGUCGUCUCCUCGAGAUGCUGCUCGGCGUCCACAUCGACCCUGGCGAUUCAUGAGACUGGAUACUGGUUUGAAGUACCUCCAUUAUGUUGACAGCGCAAUCAAGUUCCCUGUCCGCAACGGCCUUGAAGACUUGCCUGAAAGGAUCGAUAUCUCUAUGAUCAGCGAGAUUGCGACCAAUACCUGUGCUCCUCCUCCGAACAUUCUUCGAGACCAUAGCGACCCACAUGUCGCAUCUCCACUCUCUUUUUCUUUGCUGAGUGCACACGAAGGGUCACUGGCUGACCAAAUUGCACCUGAUCAAUCACGCUGGGCAGAUUGGACAGACGGCUUGAACAUGUUGAGAAGAGACGGCGGCCAUGUUGCGUCGAAGGAGACUGCCGGAUUCGUGCAAGCCCUGACGGAGAUUGGUCUGAAGAUCAAAUUACUUGGUUUGUCGGGUGAGAUGGUGGAGAUCCCUAGCGGGCUUGUAUCUGGGCCUCCACCAUUGAACACUGAUUUCUUUUUCUCGGAUUUGUAAU